Messenger RNA from Protopolystoma xenopodis, 198 nucleotides. NCBI's taxonomy places the organism in Eukaryota, Metazoa, Platyhelminthes, Monogenea, Polystomatidea, Polystomatidae. The record is from the annotation of a GenBank genome assembly.
AUGGCUGUUGACAAGCUGAUUUGCCUAUUUUUGUCUUUCCCACUUCAAACCCUUCUCACUCCCGCUGGGAUGAUGACGCUUAUUGCCGACAGUCCGGCGUCUACUCAGCGAUGGCGUCUGCCCGGACGUCUCCAACGAGGACGGACUAACUGCUCUGCAUCAGGUGAGUUUCUGCCUCCUCUCCCUCUAUCGGCCUGA